AGUGUGCCACUACAACGUAAGUGAGAGUAUUUAAAUUGUAUUACAAGCUAAAUAGAAUGCGCUUUGAUACAAAUACGCGAUGAUGUCGCGCCAUUGAGCAAUCUACAUUUAACCGUCACAUAGUUAAGUUGUGCUAAGUGGAGUAACAAAAAUUGUGAACGACUUGUGCAGCUCGAAAAUAAUGAAAAACAUAAUUUUUAAAAGCACUGUUCUUGUCAAAAGACAAUUUCGGACGCAGUAUCUAGGAAUCUCGCGAGCCUACUCAAAUCAACAGGUCGGGACAACAAUAGAUGAAUAUGAAGUCGGAAGAUACUCGGAACUUGAAAAGAGCUGGUGGGAUCCAGCGGGCCCUGUUAAAGCACUUCAUUCCAUGAAUGAAAUAAGGGUACCGUUCAUUAUGGAUGGCUUUAUGAAAAGUGCACACAGCGCAGCAGAUAAUGAAAAACCCCUGAAAAAUAUAAAGCUUUUAGAUGUAGGGUGUGGCGGCGGCAUAUUGUCAGAGGUUUUGGCUAAGAAUGGCGCUGAAGUCACAGGCGUAGAUGCGAACAAAGAAAUGAUUGAAGUUGCUAAACGACACAGCCAAUCUAACACGAAAUUAAUCAACAAACCAAUUUACAUUCAAACGACCAUUGAAGAUCACGUGAGUGACUACAAGAAUUACUACGACGGUGUCGUCGCAUCUGAAAUAAUAGAGCACGUAAACAACCCAGAAUUAUUUGUGAGAGCAUCUCUAGAAGUACUGAAACCGGGAGGAAGGAUAUUCUUUACUACCCCCAAUAGAACGCUGAUGUCCAAAAUCUUUCUUAUUUGGAUAGCUGAAUAUGUGCUAAAGGCGAUACCUAAAGGGACACACGACCACAAGAAGUUUGUCAGACCGAGCGAACUGUCGGAGAUGCUACAAAAAAGUCUCGAGGACAAACUACGCUACAUAUCCGUGAAGCCCACAGCCUCAGUUUCGGUGCUUCGCCAGAAAGUAUGGCACUUACUAGACUUGCCGGACUAUUGCGAGGAGGCGAUCGUGCUAAAGGCGGAUGAGACUAAGGAAAUACCUCUCACGGAGUUGCGCAAAGGCAACGACCCUCAACACCCAUACAUAUUGGAAGUAUGGUUGCCCGGAACAGCAUUGCAAUCAACAACAUCAAUGCGUAAUAACAUGCUGACAAUGGGCACUGGCGAGAGCUUUACCAGCGACUUGACCGAGGGUACUUGCGACAAACAAGACACCUCUGGAAACGGUGCUGCUAAUGCUACUUCCGCAAUAUCUAAAGAGACGGUCGCGUUGAAUGGCCUAAGAUUUCCAGACAACAAGUGCAUGAAUUUGUUACACUCUGAUUACAAGAAAUCGGAGAUAUCUUGCCGUAUCUCUAGCACUACCUUGUUCAAAUUGAACAGCAGGAAGAAUCGAGAUAGCUUCACGAAUAUUCUCCUGAAAAUCCAAAGCGAUUUAUGUACUUUGAGCAACAAAUUGUCCAAUUUGGAAAACAGAAUCCCAAUGUGAAUAUGUAUUUUUGUCAACUUGCAAGUUUCAAUAAAAGGAAUUUAUACAAAAAUAAA
Ostrinia nubilalis (European corn borer) is the source of this 1554-nucleotide messenger RNA. Its product is annotated as ubiquinone biosynthesis O-methyltransferase, mitochondrial-like. NCBI's taxonomy places the organism in Eukaryota, Metazoa, Arthropoda, Insecta, Lepidoptera, Crambidae. Gene Ontology annotation, molecular function: 2-methoxy-6-polyprenyl-1,4-benzoquinol methyltransferase activity. The transcript has 8 exons. Gene Ontology annotation, biological process: ubiquinone biosynthetic process. The record is from RefSeq and is a predicted model, not a curated record. The coding region runs from base 182 to 1498 and encodes 438 amino acids. Gene Ontology annotation, cellular component: mitochondrion.